Megalops cyprinoides (Indo-Pacific tarpon) is the source of this 2904-nucleotide messenger RNA. It is a transcript of the gene shisa4, whose product is annotated as shisa family member 4. The transcript is spliced from 6 exons. NCBI's taxonomy places the organism in Eukaryota, Metazoa, Chordata, Actinopteri, Elopiformes, Megalopidae. The coding region runs from base 180 to 803 and encodes 207 amino acids. The record is from RefSeq and is a predicted model, not a curated record.
CAUUCGACACACUGCUUGUGUUGAUCACCAACCCAGCAUUCCCAGACCACGCAAUGAUUAAACUAGAGCAUGAUUUGGAAUCAACUCAGUUUUAACGGAAACACUGCAACGGUAGACAAUAUCGUCAUCUGAUUUUCGGUUUUCCUUCAAUUUUCAAAAAUUGUUCCAUUGCGUCCAAGAUGUUCCUUGUCGCCGUUGCUUUGCCGGUGCUCGCCACCGUUCUCUCCGCUUGGCAGGUGAGCGCCAACGAGGACUGCCUGUGGUAUGUGGACAAGAAUGGCACCUGGCACAAUGGCUUUGACUGCCCCCUCAUCACCUUCUGCUGUGGGAACUGCCACCGCCGCUACUGCUGCCUGGACGGCUUCAAGAUGAUCACCGAGAGGGAGCAGAAACGCUGCAUGCUGUUCCAGUUCAGCCCCACCACCAUAGCUGGCAUCGCCUCCUCCAUCUUGCUGUUUGUCGCCAUCAUCGCCACCAUGGUGUGCUGCUUCAUGUGCUCCUGCUGCUACCUGUACCAGCGCAGACUGCGGGGCAGGACCUCCUAUGAAGAAACACAGGAAGCCCAACAGAUUCCAAUGGCCAGCUACCCAGUGGACCCCAUGUAUGAUGCUUAUGGCAAACCGAUUGGACAGCCUGAUUACCAGGCCCCUGGCUACCCAAUGGCACCACAGUACAACCCUGGGAUGCCCCAGCAGUAUCCCAUGAUGCAUCAGGGCCCUUACCCUCCUUAUCCACCUGCAGACCCUGGCUAUGGCCAGGCAGCACCCCCACCAUACUCCCCACCGCAAUACCCUGGCCACUGACUGGAUAGGGGUGCCUUGGAGGGGAAAGGGGAAGAGAGAGAGAGUGCAUAAGAGAGGCCACCAUGUAUGAGCGAGGACUCGUACCUUCCACCGCUGCUCUGCCUCAUUGUCUGUUUGGAAACAAAAAGUACUAACUCUUGCCCCUUUGUGGUAUUUUUUUUUGCGAUGGAGCAUGAUCUGGAGUUGGGGUUUCUGUUGUCCUGGACCCAAUUCCUGCUGAUGGUAACAUAAAGACGUCAGCUUUCUUGCAGUGGCCAUUCCCCAGUGAGCAGGGAGGCUGGUCUGUUAUGACAGGCUCUCCUCAUGAGCAUGUUGGCCGGACAUGCACGCACACACCGACUCAUACGACGCUGCCGUUGCGUUUCUUGUUUUUUUUUCUUGCUUAGCUUUCUUCCUGUAAUAUAUUUGCAUUCACAUCUUUGAAAGCCCCUGUUUUCAUGUGACAGUUUAAAAAUUUAAUAUUUAAAAUACUUCUGAGUGCCAGUGGAGUUGUUUUCCAUGCGACAGGAGCCCAAAGGUUAAAGUAUUGGUGGACACUUCAGAGUGAUGGGUGCCUUUGGAUAUCUCUUUCUGCUACUUUACAAAUUGUGGUGAUUUAUGUGACAAUUCUCUGUCUUCCUCCCUGUCUCUCUCUCUCUCUCUCUCUCUCUCUUUCUUUGUCUAUAGUUUCAAAUUGUCUUCCAUAAUUGAAACUAAUAUUAACAGUGGUUAACACCUGAUGCCAAAAAGUGACUGUGUAGUACAGAGACUGUACAGAGAGAAUAAUUUGAAACUGGAAUAUAUAAUAUAAACUGUUAUUUACCAAAUUAGUUUGUAUUAAUUGGAAUAUGAACUUUCAUGUGCAGUUUAACACUGCUAGUAUAUACAAGUUUUAUUCUCUGUUGGUAAUCAGACUCCAUGUGGUCUGAAAGUGUUCAGUGAUUCUGUAUGUCACCAGAAACUUGGAUAUUGACAGGAGCUGACUGAUGCAGAAAAAUUCAGUAUUCGCAUUUGUAUCUUCAGCAGGUGUUUGAAUCUUAAAUGUACAUCCCAGCCGAGAUGAAUCUGAAAUGUAAAAAAAAGGAUCAUUUGGGUGGUGACAUCAUAAUGCAAAAUUGUGUAUCUCUGCACCAUACAGGAGCUUUCUGUGGAACUUUGUAUUUAUACUGAAAUUGUUUUAAGGGUUCACUUUUGUCUCCCUGUAUUUUUAGCUGUUGAUUUUUGUUCUUUUAACUUUUAAUAGGUGGUGCAUGAGAGGGUUAAAAUAAAAUUGUGUGUGUGCGUGUGUGCGUGUGUUCACAUUCUAAGGUGUCCAAGUUUUGUACUGUAUAAGUUCUUUAUAUUGUUUAGAGCCCAGUGUCAUAAUCCCAGUCGCUGGCUGCACUUACUUGAAGUCUGCCCCUAGAUUGAAUGGAAGCUAAAGAACUCUGUGACAUGCAUGAGGCAGAGGAUAUAUAUUAAAAAUGAGAUUCAAAGAUAGCGACAGGUAAAACAAUCAUCCUGCAUCUCUGAUACAUCACACUGCAAACUGCAAUCUGUAUGAUUGCCUAAUCCUCACUUAGCAAUAAGUGAUAAUGAAUCAGCCCAUUUUGUACAAGAGUCAAGAGACUGAUCCUCAUACUGCCCCCAUCAUUGAAGACUUACCCUGUCCUCAGCUUACAUGGCUGAACAUUGGAAAUGUUAAUGUUUGCUUUGAUAAGUAAAAGUCCCCUAUUCCAUAAUACAUAAACUGAUUGAGAAUCUGUGGACAUGGGCCCUGCAUCCUUGGAGUUGUAUCUGUUCUAGAUAUAGAAGAGUAUCCUGUAUUAUUGUUUUGAUUUAAUUGUUUAAUGAAUUCUAUGACAGUUUUAAUAAACCUGCUGGUUUUUUCUAAUGCAUCAGUAAUGACUUGGAAAUGUAAGCCACUGUGUAUAGUGUUUCUAUACAAUUACAUGCCAGUGACAUUCUUCCUUUCACUGGCUUAAUGGACCCUUUGGUUUUGAAACUGAAGACUUUUAAUAACUGCCACCUGUCCCUGGGUUUGGGGAAACCUGGUGCUUUCCCCAUAGGAAUGCAGUAUUGUCUCACUUAUAAAUCCCUCUCCUUGCUAUGCUCCACAGAGUUGGCCUAUAACAUGACAUGA